Acanthamoeba castellanii str. Neff is the source of this 1044-nucleotide messenger RNA. RefSeq lists its product as uncharacterized. Gene Ontology annotation, cellular component: P-body. The transcript has 9 exons. The coding region runs from base 1 to 1044 and encodes 347 amino acids. The record is from RefSeq and is a predicted model, not a curated record. Lineage: Eukaryota; Discosea; Longamoebia; Acanthamoebidae. Gene Ontology annotation, biological process: protein modification process.
AUGGAGAGCACGAACCCUACGAGCCAAGAGCUGGGUGAGGGUAGCGGAACGGGAUCAGCUGGACUGCAGCUGCAGCGGGCCGUGUUCAUCAAUGAGCCCUCUACGUACGUGCACCAGAGGCUCAUGCUUGCUUUCCAGAAGCGGAAGGACUGGCGCAUCGUCGAAUCAGCGGCCGACGAAGCGUUGGACGUGCAAUGGGACGUCUACGAGAACGUCGACUGGGACCGCGUGCUGAAGGGCCGCCUCAUGGCCAACUUCUACUGCUUCCGCAAGGGUCUCACGCGAAAGGCACAGCUCGCGUUCUACCUCAAGAAGUAUUGUAGCAAGCGACCCAGCUCGCCCCUGGUGCCGUGCGUGCCCAAGACCGUCAUCCUGGACAUCAACCCGGAGCAGGUAGACUGGUGCUUGGUCGACGCCAGGGAGGCCUUCGAGGAGGAGAAAGAACGGACCGGCAAGACUGGGUUGUGGAUUCUGAAGCCGUCGCUGGGCGAUAAGGCCGCAGGCAUCAUCAUCCUUAACAACCUCAAGAAACUCAAGGAGACGGUUAUGAAGGACAAGGACCUGGUCGAGUGGGUGCUGCAAAAGUAUGUCGAGAAGCCGCUGCUCGUCAACAAAAAGAAGUUCCACCUCCGAGUGCACGUUCUUGCCGUCGGCAGGUUGAAGGUGUAUGUGCAUGAGGACGUGAUUGCGCUGAUCGCCAUGGACGACUACAUCAUUCCCGAGAAACCAAAGGAACCAGACGCCCCGGUGGCUGAGCCGACGGAGUCGGUUCAAGAGGAGGAGCCUAAGGAAGGCGCCAGCGGGCUGAGCAAAAAGGCGCAAAAGAACGCGAGAAAGAGGGCCAACAGAAAGAAGAACCAGAGGGAGCGCAGGAAGGCCGAUGAAGAGGACAUGCCCGAGCUUUCCCUCUACGGCCACAUCACCAACUCGUGCCUGCAGAGGGACCACCCGGGCUUUGACGAAGACGCAACCGCGGUGAAGACGAUCUGGGAACGAGUCAAGGUGAACGUCAAGGAGACGUUUGCGGCUUUCAGGGGUAACUGA